This is a messenger RNA of Clavispora lusitaniae ATCC 42720, 330 nucleotides long. It is a transcript of the gene FCA1, whose product is annotated as cytosine deaminase. NCBI's taxonomy places the organism in Eukaryota, Fungi, Ascomycota, Pichiomycetes, Serinales, Metschnikowiaceae. Gene Ontology annotation, cellular component: cytoplasm; nucleus. Gene Ontology annotation, molecular function: cytosine deaminase activity. Gene Ontology annotation, biological process: cytosine metabolic process; pyrimidine-containing compound salvage; cytidine metabolic process. The record is from RefSeq and is a predicted model, not a curated record.
AUGCGCAUCCAGAAGAACUCUGCGACUUUGCACGGCGAGAUUUCCACUUUGGAAAACGCCGGUCGCUUGCCCGGCGGAGUUUACAAGAACUGCACCAUGUACACGACAUUAUCUCCGUGCCACAUGUGCUCUGGUGCCUGUCUUAUGUAUGGUGUCAAGCGUGUUGUAUUGGGUGAAAACGAAAACUUUGUUGGUGCAGAAAAGUUGCUUGAGUCCAUGGGCGUUGAAGUUGUGAACAUGAACGACGAGAAGUGUAAAGAGUUGAUGUCUCGCUUCAUUCGCGAGAGACCACAGGACUGGAAUGAGGAUAUUGGGGAGGAGGACGCCUGA